AUGACCACGAACAUGGACGAGAAGCUUCCCAGCUGCGUGACCAUCACGCCCUACGGCAAGAUGUUCUUCGACGAGAACGGGCGCAUCUGCGCGACCUUCGACAAGAAGGGCAACGGCUACGCGAGCUUUCCCAGCGGCAACGUGGCGCUGACGCUCACGGACCUCGGCGGGAGCAUCUGCGACGACGACCGCGACAUCGUCGAGGAGUGGCUCUGGCGGAAGCCGCCGCACGGCCCGCGGAGGCCCUUCUCGCUCCGGCUCUGCGGCCAGCUGAGCCUCCUCUUCGAGGGCCGCUACGACAACGCCGUCGUCUGCUCCAACGGCGCGCGCGUCCAGUGCGGGCGGCCCGGCUCCACGCGCGACGGCACCUACAUGGACCGCGUCGAGGGCCGGCACCCCGACGGCCGGCUCAAGCUCCGGCUCGCGGGCAAGAACGCGCUCUCGCUGACGCAGCGCCAGCAGCACGCGACGCGGCCCGGCGGCGGCCAGCUGGCGCUCGUGCAGGAGAAGCACUGGCACCUGCCCAAGGUGAGCCCCGCGGAGGCGCAGCAGAUAUCCGCGCGGUUCCCGAAAGGCGGCGACCUCGCGGUGACGAACGUCAACAACGACUGGAUCGCCGCGCUCAACGACUCGGGCAAGAUCAAGCCGGGCGAGAACCUGUGGCGGACCCAGCUCAUCAAGACCAUGGCCGAGCCCCCGGACACGACCGGCGGCUCGCCCUUCGCGCACACCCAGGGCUUCGUGCCCUUUGGGAGCACGGGCGGGCCGGGCGUCGGCCAGCGCUGCGUGGUACCACUUUUAUUGCGCCCGCGCGCGGCGCGCGCCGAGAUCUACGACGGGUCGUCGCCGCUGGAGCUCGUCGACGACGUCGCCGCGGCCAUCGAGCGCGAGUUCUACGACGCAUCCCUCAUGAAAUCCGGGGCCUGGCGCGCGGCCGUCGCCGCGGCGCGGGAGCGCGCGCUCGACGCGGACGGCGCCGCCGCGGGUCCCGCGAUCGUCGCGGAGUUGUGCAAAGCCACGGGCGAUCCCUACACGCGGUUCCUGCCGCCGCAGCUCGCGGCGGCGCUGCGGUCCACGGCGGCGUCCGGCGCGGCGGCGACGGGCGGCGUCGGCCUGCGCCUCGCCGCCGAGGACGCCGUCGUCGCGGAGGUGCUGCCGGCGUCGCCGGCGAGCCGGUCGCCGCUCCGCGCGGGCGACGCGCUCGUCGCCGUCGACGACGUCAAGAUCGCCACCGCCGCGGCCGCCGCCGCGGCCCUCCGGGGCGCGCCGGGCACGCGCGUCUCCGUCGCCUUUUUGCGCGACGGCAAGGCCGCGACGGCGACGCUCGAGCGCGCGCUCGUCGCCGCGGCGCCCGAGGUCGAGCUCCUGUCCGUCGACGAGGGGGGCUACGCGAUCGUCGCCGUCCGAGGCAUCUCCGGCGCGACAGCCACCGGCCUCGACGCCGCGCUGGAGGCCGCGCGGCGCCGUGGCGCGGCGCGGUUCGCGCUGGACCUGCGGGGCGACGGCGGCGGCAACGUCGACGGCGCGCUCGACGCCGCGGCGCUGUUCCUGGGCGGCUCGGCCUUGGUCGCGACGGUGAAGACGCGCGCGGCGACGGAGGCCCGCGUCGCGCCGCGGGGGCCGCCGCGCUACUCGGAGCCGCUCGCCGUGCUCGUCGACCGGGGGACCGCGUCCGCCGCGGACUGUGCCGCGGAGCUCCUCGCGGGCGCGCUCCAAGCGCGGAAGCGGGCGGUCCUCGUCGGCGGCGCCCGGACCUACGGCAAAGCGCGCAUCCAGCGCGCGCUCGACCUCCCGGGCGGCGGCUCCGUGCUCGUCAGCCGCGCGUCCUACCUCACGCCCGACGGCGCCGACCUCAACGGCGUCGGCUUGAAGGCCGACGUCCUCUGCGACGGCGACGCCCGCGCGUGCCUCGCGAGCGACCCGCGCACGCGGCUGUAA
This is a messenger RNA of Aureococcus anophagefferens, 1938 nucleotides long. RefSeq lists its product as hypothetical. NCBI's taxonomy places the organism in Eukaryota, Pelagophyceae, Pelagomonadales, Pelagomonadaceae. The record is from RefSeq and is a predicted model, not a curated record. The transcript is spliced from 3 exons. Gene Ontology annotation, molecular function: serine-type peptidase activity; protein binding; endopeptidase activity. The coding region runs from base 1 to 1938 and encodes 645 amino acids. Gene Ontology annotation, biological process: proteolysis.